Pezoporus occidentalis (night parrot) is the source of this 3796-nucleotide messenger RNA. It is a transcript of the gene R3HDM2, whose product is annotated as R3H domain containing 2. Gene Ontology annotation, molecular function: nucleic acid binding. The record is from RefSeq and is a predicted model, not a curated record. The transcript has 23 exons. NCBI's taxonomy places the organism in Eukaryota, Metazoa, Chordata, Aves, Psittaciformes, Psittacidae. Bases 241 to 3507 code for a protein of 1088 amino acids.
GCAUUACUCCAGACUCCAGGGAUUGCACAAGUGAGGAUGUAUCUCCACAGGUUGCUUGCAGUGAUGAUGCUGUGCUGGAGACAGCCAUGAGGAGCCUGGAUUAAGACUCCCAAAUCAACUCCUGCCAGCUGUGAAGGAGAAACAUCACUUGGAUCUGGUCUGGGCUCUUAUCUCCCUCCUGCUUGGAAGUGGGGACUGGUGCCCUAGAGGUGCCCGUUGCUGCGUCGUAGGGCUCCGAAGAUGUCCAACAGCAACACAGCCCAGGAGUCUCUGGAAAUAAUGAAGGAGUCGGAGAAAAAGGUGGUUGAGGAAUCUGUGAACAAAACCAAAUACAUAUCCAGGUCACCGAGCAAGGAGGAGGUGGAGAAGGAUGGCGGGGAGGAGGUCAGCGUGCGCCAGGAGUCUCAGAGACGAACUUCAAGCCAUGGCCAUGCCAGGAAAAGAGCCAAGUCUAAUUCAAAGCUUAAACUGGUCAGGAGUUUGGCUGUAUGUGAAGAAUCGUCCAGCCCCUUUGUAGAUGGGCUGCUGGAGUCGCAGGAUGUCAUUCAGUUGCAUGUUAGCUGCCCUUCUGACAAGGAAGAGGAAAAGUCCACGAAAGAUGGGGCUGAGAAGGAAGAAAAAGACAAGAAUAAAGAAAAGGCACCGAGGAAAAUGCUGUCUCGAGAUUCCAGCCAGGAAUAUACAGACUCCACUGGGAUAGAUUUGCAUGAGUUUUUAGUAAAUACACUGAAAAAAAACCCACGGGAUAGAAUGAUGCUACUAAAGUUAGAACAGGAGAUUCUGGAAUUUAUUAGUGAUAACAACAAUCAGUUUAAGAAGUUCCCUCAGAUGACCUCGUACCAUCGGAUGCUGCUGCACCGGGUAGCUGCCUACUUUGGCAUGGACCAUAACGUGGACCAAACUGGGAAGGCAGUCAUCAUCAACAAGACCAGUAACACACGAAUCCCUGAGCAGAGGUUCUCUGAGCACAUCAAAGAUGAGAAGAAUGCAGAGUUCCCGCAGAGGUUCAUCCUGAAACGAGAUGAUACCAGCAUGGACCGAGAUGAUAAUCAGAUCAGACUCCCCUUGCAGGAUGGGAGAAGGAGCAAAUCUAUAGAAGAGCGAGAGGAAGAGUAUCAGCGGGUCAGGGAGCGGAUAUUUGCACGAGAGGCUGGCCAGAACGGAUAUCUCACCGACAGCAGGGCCAACCGGGACAGUUUGAGCCGGGCCUCGGGCAGCCGCCAGAGCAGCACCGAAAGCGAGAUAAAGUCUCUGGAACCUCGGCCGUGGAGCAGCACAGACUCCGAUGGCUCCGUCCGCAGCCUGCGACCACCCGUUACCAAAGCCAGCAGCUUCAGUGGCAUCUCCAUCCUGACACGGGGGGACAGCAUCGGGAGCAGCAAAGGCAGCACUGCCAGCAGGACGUCCCGGGCAGGUACCAACCCUGCCAUGCCUUUCUCUGUUCAAGGUCUGGUACUAGGUGCCCCUGAAGCAUGCAGCCAAUCCCCCUCUUCACAGCCCAGCCGUGGCCUCCUGCCCUGCACAGCCCAACAGCCUCAACCACAGCCACCCCAGCAGCCACCACCACAGCCCCAGGGACUUCCACCUGCAGCCCAGCAGCAGCCAGCCAUGAGCAACCACAUGAUAUCCCAGCCGGUCCCAGCGCUGCAGCCUGUUCAGUAUUCUCCAAGCUCCUGCCCCCAAGUCCUCUUGCCAGUCUCUCCACCCCAGCAGUACAACUUGGCCGAUGAACUCAGCAACCCCUUUGGGCAGAUCAGCCUCAGCCGACAGGGCUCUACGGAAGCACCGGAUCCUUCCUCGGCGAUGUUCCAGUCAUCCCUCAUCUCCCAGCAUCCUCAGCAGACAGGAUUCAUCAUGGCAACCCCUGGGCAGUCCAUUCCCACCUCCAACUACUCUGCCUCAGGGCACACGGCCCCCACCCAGCAGGUGCUGCAGCCCCAGGGCUACAUUCAGCCUCCCCAGCAAAUUCAGGUUUCUUACUACCCUCCCGGGCAGUACCCAAACUCCAGCCAGCAAUACCGAUCUCUCAGUCACCCAGUGGCCUACAGCUCCCAGCGCACUCAGCAGCUCCCUCAGCAGUCCCAGCAGCCUGGUUUACAGCCAAUGAUGUCCAACCAGCAGCAAACAUACCACGGUGUGAUGGGAGUGCAGCAGGCACAGCCCCCUGGGCUCCUCAACAGCCAGAGGAACAGCAUGGGUGGCCAGAUGCAGAAUAUGAUGGGAGUGCAGCAGGCGCAGCCCCCUGGCCUCCUCAGCAGCCAGAGGAGCAAUAUGGGGAGCCAGAUGCAAGGUCUGAUGGUCCAGUACACUCCACUGCCUUCGUACCAGGUUCCCAUGGCCAAUGAGUCCCAGAGUGUGGUCCAGCAGCCCUUCCAGCAGCCAGUGCUUGUACCAGCCAGCCAGUCUGUGCAGGGGGGCAUUCAGACUGGGGGGGUGCCCAUCUACUACAGCGUCAUCCCAACUGCCCAGCAGAAUGGCACCAGCCCUUCGGUGGGGUUCCUGCAGCCUCCUGGCUCUGAACAGUAUCAGAUGCCACAGUCCCCAUCACCCUGCAGCCCACCACAGAUGCAGCAGCAGUAUUCAGGGGUGUCUCCAUCAGGCCCUGGCGUGGUUGUGAUGCAGCUGAAUGUUCCCAAUGGCCCCCAGGCCCCCCAGAAUCCCCCUGUGGUGCAGUGGAGCCAUUGUAAGUACUACAGCCUGGACCAGCGGGGGCAGAAGCCAGGAGACCUGUACAACCCAGACACCAGUGCUCAGGCCAGCACCCAACUGAACAGCCCCAUCACGUCCCCAACCCAAUCCCCGACACCAUCGCCCGUCACCAACCUCAACAGUGUCUGCACGGGGCUGAGCCCCCUCCCUGUCCUCACACAGUUCCCCCGGCCCAUGGGCCCGACACAAGGUAAGGGGACAGCACAGAGCUGGGGCUUCCCUGGGGUUCCUUUGGACCCCCCCCCAGAUGUUUGCUUCCCUUUUGCAGGUGAUGGGCGCUACUCAUUGCUGGGCCAGCCGCUGCAGUAUAACCUGUCUAUCUGUCCCCCGCCGCUGCUCCACAACCAGCCCAACUACAAUGCACACCAGGGGCAGACUGGAAUGAAACAUGGCAACCGGAGCAAGAGACAAGCCCUCAAGUCAGCAUCCACUGACCUUGGGACAAGCGAUGUAGUGCUGGGCCGAGUGCUGGAGGUGACGGACCUGCCCGAGGGCAUCACUCGGACGGAGGCUGACAAGCUCUUCACUCAGCUCGCCAUGGCCGGGGCCAAAAUCCAGUGGCUCAAAGAGACUCAGGGGCGCCGCGGGGAUGGAGGUGGCGGGGACGGCACCGGCACUCCAGAGAACGGCAGGCACAGUGACCUCGCUGCCUUAUACACCAUCGUGGCCGUGUUCCCCAGCCCGCUGGCUGCCCAAAACGCCUCCCUCCGCCUCAACAACUCCCUCAGCCGCUUCAAGCUGCGUGUGGCCAAAAAGAACUACGACUUGCGGGUGCUGGAGCGUGCCAGCUCACAGUAGGGCUCACGCACAGGCACGCAGAGCACACUGGACUUGCAGGCACUCCCCUCUUGCCUUCUCUUUUUCCUUCCUGCCCGCCCUUCCCCUUGCCCUCCUUCAUGGAUAUAUUUAUAUGGACAGAAUUAAGAGACGAGAAAUUGAUUUUUUUUUUAAUUAUUAUUAUUAAUUAUUAUUAUUAUUAUUAUUUUUUGGAGUGCUGCCCCUGCCCGCCCACCUUCCCCUGUGUAUGUUGUUUUGUUAAGCACUGUGUUGAACCGCACAUACAGGUGUUGAAUUGGUAUGUUCACUG